UCAGGUCAAGGGUUGCUAACUAUAUUCCGAAUUUUACAAAAUCCUAUACCACAAUAUGUAUUAGGCUCAUUACCAGCUAUUCUAACAAUAGGAACAACUCCUCAUAAAACUUUAUUAGCAAAGUUCCUAUGGUUCGUACGAUGUCUUGAUGGUAGCAAAGGUGACGAUGAAUAUAACGGCGAAAAUGAUUAUAAAAUUAAUGAAGAAAAUAGCAAAAUCUCGACCAAUAAAGAAACCAAAAUUGUAAUCAAAGAUAAUGAUGAAGUAGAUAUCAAAAACAAAAAGCAGGAUUUUCCUAGACCUUUUGGACAUCAUGCUAUGAAAAUAAAACCUAAUAAAUCACAGAAACAUAUUUUGAAAGACUGGGUUUCAGAAGCCUCUUUAUUAGAUAGGUUAUUAAUGGGUGUUUCCGCAUAUUACAUAGUAGUUGGUAUAGUUGCAGGGAUAUCUAAAGCAGCAGGACCGUGUACGGAUGAUAAAUCAUUACAGGAUUGGCCAUACAUACCAAUACUAUUUAUUUGGACAUUACCUGUAAUUUAUGUUAGAAUAAGAAAUGGAAAAGUUGUGAGUAAAGUGUUACCAAAGCGUUUAAAAAGUAGAAUAAUUAUAGUAAGAUAUAAUACAGCAAAUGUUAAGACAAAUCGUAAUUGGGCUUUCAUUAUCUUUUGUGUUUCGCUUUUUCUUCCUUGGCUAACUGUUAUUAUAGCAUAUUGGACUCCUCCAAUCGGAUUUUAUUGUAGGAGUAAAUUUCUGACAACGAUAUGUUCUAUAUGGUCAUUUAGCAGUAUUGCUGCAUAUACAAGUCACAUAAAAGGGGAAAAAGAUGUUCAUGGUCCAAUUAGUAUAAUGUUUAGUUUUUUUGGUGCAGUGGUAGGAGGAUGCUUGAUUUUUUUAAGUAUUCUAGCAAAUUUCAAUUCAUUAUGGGUAACCUUAUUUGGCCCUACUUGCUAUGUUCCACUUAAUUGUUAA
This is a messenger RNA of Dentiscutata erythropus, 969 nucleotides long. NCBI's taxonomy places the organism in Eukaryota, Fungi, Glomeromycota, Glomeromycetes, Diversisporales, Gigasporaceae. The record is from the annotation of a GenBank genome assembly.